AUGACGAUAGCGGCCAACUUUCUCGUCAUCUGCGCCUUCUUUGCUGACCGACAGGCCCGAACCGCCUUCAACUACUACCUCUUCAACCUGGCUGUUGCAGAUUUCUUAACCGGGACCAUGGGCAUGACCAGCUACGCCGUGUUCACCUACUACAACUGCUGGCCCUGGAGUUACGCGCUCUGCACCGUCUGGAUGUACUUCGACUUCCUGAGCACCUCCGUCAUGAUGCUCACGCUGCAGACCAUCUCCGUGGACCGCUUAUGGGCCGUGACCUUUCCGGUUUCUUACAAACGGCACCAUACGUGUAUGAAAUCGCAGUUAGCUGUGUUGGGCAUUUGGGUGUUCAGUAAUGGUUUGAUCGUACCUUCGUUGACGUAUUACAGAGUGUAUUUUGGUAUUAACGAGGAUCCCCGCGAAUACUAUUGGGAUGCGUGGCUGCAGCCGUCGUACGCCAGCUGCUUUUACCAAUUAAUCUUUUUAUACUGGACGCCCGCUUUGAUGACCAUUGUAGCGUAUUGCGGGACAACGUGGCAGAUAUGGAGACGACGGGGUGCACGCCGCAUCAGCGCGACCGGUACGCUGCCCACGUGGAGAGAAGUGCAGCAAGCCAAGAAAGAGCAUCAGGGGUAUGUCCUGCUGUCACUGCUGAUGGCCGCGCUGAUCGUCAUGUUUGGGCCGUAUUUUGCUUACGAAGCACUGUCGAUGAGAACGGGAUACUACAAUUAUGAUUUUUUUACGGUGACGUACUGGAUGGGAUAUUCUCUCUCGGCGGUUAACCCGUUUCUAUUCAAUUGGGGCAGCCCGGAAAUGCACAAUGCGGUCAGCAAGUUAAUGGGAUGUCGCCGCAGGCGCGAAUCGCGUGGCGUCCAACCAUCGGUACCGGUGGACGAAAGAGCAGGAAAUUCGGCGUCUACUGGUGUUAAUCCAAGACGGUGA
Molecule: messenger RNA, 936 nt
Organism: Paramacrobiotus metropolitanus
Lineage: Eukaryota; Metazoa; Tardigrada; Eutardigrada; Parachela; Macrobiotidae
Product: 5-hydroxytryptamine receptor 2A-like
Exons: 1
Coding region: 1-936 (311 amino acids)
Biological process (GO): chemical synaptic transmission; G protein-coupled receptor signaling pathway, coupled to cyclic nucleotide second messenger
Cellular component (GO): dendrite; membrane
Molecular function (GO): G protein-coupled serotonin receptor activity; neurotransmitter receptor activity
Source: RefSeq, a predicted model, not a curated record